AUGAAAAGCGUUGCCGAUUUGCACAUCAUACGCUUCGAUCGGGUCUUUGCAAAGAAUGGUCACGUUCUGCUGAGAUAUUCAGCCGAAGGUAGCUUUAGUGGCGAGCCUUACAUGGGCAUUCCCGCAAACGGAAACCAUGCAAAUUGGAGUGCUGCAGCGAUCUUUGAAGUUGAGGAUGGAAAGAUCAAGCACUUUACAAAAGACUGGGAUCAGAAAGUCAUGCAAAUUCAACUAGGGUGGGCGCCAGUCAAGGACAGUGAGAAUCCUCGCUGGAACAAGGACGCAUUAGCAAAUCCAGAGACGUCAAGAAAGAAGGUAUGA
Messenger RNA from Bacidia gigantensis, 321 nucleotides. RefSeq lists its product as uncharacterized. Gene Ontology annotation, biological process: polyketide metabolic process. The record is from RefSeq and is a predicted model, not a curated record. The transcript has 2 exons. Bases 1 to 321 code for a protein of 106 amino acids. NCBI's taxonomy places the organism in Eukaryota, Fungi, Ascomycota, Lecanoromycetes, Lecanorales, Ramalinaceae.